GCAACGCAAAGACGACGUAGUACGUGAAAUGGUUUAACCACGUAGGAAGCGCCAACCGAUUUUCAAUCUUGUCGACAAGGUUUCGAAAGACAAUGGGCCGACUGGAUGAUGCUGCCAAACACAAAGUAGUGGAGCUGCGGAAAGCUGGUCUGAGUUUCCGUAAGAUCAAAGCUGUGCUAGAGCUGGAGAACAUCAAGGUGUCUGCACAGGCCAUCUAUCUCUUCCUGCGGGAGUUCCAAGGAAGACCACCAGGGAGGGUCAGACCUGUAGAGGCUGGAAGCAGCACAACACCAGCACAGGUGCAGGCUCGAGGCAGGGCAAUACAAGAGGGCUGGAGUAACAUUCAUCUCCAGAACCUAAUACAGGAGGCAUCUCAUCAUGCUGGCUUUACAGCAGCUGCAGACUUUGCCUCCACACGCACAGAGACUAGUGCAAAGACAUCUGGGUCUGGGGAGACCAGUGGAGGCAGCAGGCCAGAACAGCAACAAGUGGGAGAUAAGGAAGAAAAUGACAUCCAGAUUAUUAGUGUCACCUCCCUUGCACAGAAAAGCCAACAAAGAGGCCCUGAAUCCACUGUAACAAGGGCAGAGACAGGCACUGUGUCUUCCACACUAACGGUUCCUGGAGCAUCCCUGAGGAGGAGAGUAACACCUUCUCCAGCCACCAAUUCAAUGUUGGCAGCUCCAGGCUGGUAG
Molecule: messenger RNA, 695 nt
Organism: Monopterus albus (swamp eel)
Lineage: Eukaryota; Metazoa; Chordata; Actinopteri; Synbranchiformes; Synbranchidae
Exons: 2
Coding region: 93-695 (200 amino acids)
Source: RefSeq, a predicted model, not a curated record